Molecule: messenger RNA, 1566 nt
Organism: Gossypium raimondii (Peruvian cotton)
Lineage: Eukaryota; Viridiplantae; Streptophyta; Magnoliopsida; Malvales; Malvaceae
Product: UDP-glucuronic acid decarboxylase 6
Exons: 12
Coding region: 261-1298 (345 amino acids)
Biological process (GO): D-xylose metabolic process
Cellular component (GO): cytoplasm
Molecular function (GO): UDP-glucuronate decarboxylase activity; NAD+ binding
Source: RefSeq, a predicted model, not a curated record
UUGUUUUCGAGUAUCUAUCAUUAAAACCUUUCGCUUUUCGUAAUCUUGAAGGCUUUCCAAUCGCACAAUUUAUUUGUUUAGUUCUUCUUUUUUUGAAAAUUUAUUUGGUGGAUGAAGUUUCGAAUCAUAGAACCAUUCUUUAGGCUAUAAAUAAGGCUGUUUUUGUGUAUGUAAGAGAUCAAUCUCACUUCAGUAGCUCUGUUUGAUUAUUGCCUCGAAUUCUUAAUCAGGUUAUUGAAUUAAAACGCGAGAUCUGAGCAAUGGCGACAGAUUCAUCAAAUGGGGAACAAAAGACAACCUCAAAGCCACCACCUUUGCCAUCUCCAUUGCGCUUUUCUAAGUUUUAUCAGUCCAACAUGAGGAUCCUGGUUACUGGAGGAGCUGGUUUUAUUGGUUCUCACUUAGUUGACAAAUUGAUGGAAAAUGAGAAAAAUGAGGUGAUUGUUGCUGAUAACUACUUCACCGGAUCCAAGGACAAUCUUAGAAAGUGGAUUGGCCAUCCUAGAUUUGAGCUUAUUCGUCACGAUGUUACUCAGCCGUUGUUGGUUGAGGUUGAUCAGAUUUACCACCUUGCCUGUCCUGCUUCUCCAAUUUUCUACAAAUACAAUCCUGUGAAGACAAUAAAGACGAAUGUCAUUGGCACACUAAACAUGCUGGGACUUGCCAAGCGAGUCGGAGCAAGGAUCUUGCUCACGUCAACUUCUGAAGUAUACGGAGAUCCCCUUAUCCAUCCACAACCCGAGACAUACUGGGGUAAUGUUAAUCCAAUCGGGGUUCGGAGCUGCUAUGAUGAAGGAAAGCGUGUGGCUGAGACACUAAUGUUUGAUUAUCACAGACAGCAUGGAAUAGAGAUACGGAUUGCUAGAAUCUUCAAUACGUAUGGCCCACGCAUGAACAUCGAUGAUGGACGUGUUGUCAGCAAUUUCAUAGCUCAAGCACUUCGCGGUGAACCACUGACGGUUCAAAAACCUGGAACACAAACUCGCAGUUUCUGUUAUGUCUCCGACAUGGUUGAUGGUCUUAUUCGUCUCAUGGAGGGGGAGCACACUGGUCCAAUCAAUAUUGGAAACCCAGGUGAAUUUACCAUGGUCGAGCUUGCUGAGACUGUUAAGGAGCUUAUUAAACCCGAUGUGGAGAUAAACAUGGUGGAGAACACUCCGGAUGAUCCACGGCAGAGAAAACCCGACAUCACAAAGGCCAAAGAAUUGCUAGGUUGGGAGCCGAAAGUCAAGUUGCGGGAUGGUCUUCCGCUCAUGGAGGAAGAUUUCCGAUUGAGGCUUGGAAUCUCUAAAGAGUGAUCAAACCUAUUAGUGGAUUAUACUAAUAGAGAUGAGAUUCACUUCUUGCGGGGAACAAUACAUCCAGCCUUCGGUCUUUGUUCUCCAAUGCCUCCUAUUGGUCUUUACUAUAUCAAAGGAAAAAAAAAAACCAUAGCCAUUGAGAGUAGGAAUUUUGUGCAACUAUUUUAAUUUUCGGUCCUUAAAGUGGACAUUGAUGAUGGUCUUGAUGCCAUGAAUUUUGUUUGCUACUGCUAUCAAUAAAAAAAAAUGGUGAUUAUCUAUUAAA